Dermacentor silvarum is the source of this 3184-nucleotide messenger RNA. It is a transcript of the gene Uev1A, whose product is annotated as ubiquitin-conjugating enzyme E2 variant 2-like. Gene Ontology annotation, cellular component: nucleus. The coding region runs from base 142 to 579 and encodes 145 amino acids. The transcript is spliced from 4 exons. NCBI's taxonomy places the organism in Eukaryota, Metazoa, Arthropoda, Arachnida, Ixodida, Ixodidae. Gene Ontology annotation, biological process: DNA damage tolerance; protein K63-linked ubiquitination. The record is from RefSeq and is a predicted model, not a curated record.
GCUUGUUUGAGACUGACUUUACUUUUGUUAACUGCAUUAGAGAGCAGUUUCCGGUGUGAUACCAAACCUCGAUCUGGUCGGCCAUUUUUUUGGGUACUGUGACGUACGAAAGUUUUCGGAAAGAAUACGUGCUGUUUGACCAUGCCCAACGAGCUAGAGCGCGGAGUGGUGGUUCCACGCAACUUCCGACUGCUAGAAGAAUUGGAACAAGGCCAGAAAGGUGUUAGUGAUGGCACCAUUAGCUGGGGGCUUGAGGAUGAUUGCGACAUGACACUGACUCACUGGACUGGCAUGAUCAUUGGCCCACCGAGGACCCCAUAUGAGAACCGGAUCUACAGCCUGCGUGUGGAAUGUGGAUCCCAGUAUCCAGAUGAACCGCCUUGUGUCAAGUUCAUUUCUAAGAUCAAGAUGGUUGGCAUCAGUGAGAGCAAUGGUGGUGUGGAGAAGCGCAGCCUGAGUGUGCUCAACCGCUGGCAGAGGAACUACUCCAUCAAGACGGUGCUGCAGGAGUUGAGGCGUGCCAUGACCCUCAAGGAGAACCAGAGGAUGGCCCAGCCACCUGAAGGAUCCACCUUUUGAGAGAGUGGUGCUCUCCUCUUCUGUACUGGGCUGCUGCUGCCACCACUACCACCACCGCUCUGUCUCUGUGUCUCAUUUUGGCCUUCUCUCCGUGUCCUUCGUUUGAUUUCCUUAAAGCUGUAAACAUGGCAGUUUGCUCCCCUUAAAUUUUUUGUUUAUGAAGCUGCUUGUCUCUUAAACCUUCCCCACCUUUCUCCUCACCUGCUUUUAGUGAGCACACAUACUGUUCUUAACUGGAGGAGAUAACCACAUCUGCGGCCACAGCUAAAAUCCUUCUGUUCUUUCCUCCCAGAUAUCUGCUCUUGAUUGUACAUUUGUGUUACAUGCACAGUUUUCUGUUUUCUUCCUUAAGUGACACUUAAAAUUCUUUUGUAACCUCACCUUUAAAGCAAAAAUGACAAGGUUUGCCCUUUUCUCAAUAAGCAACACAGCCUGAGAACAUUGGGACUUUAGAGGAGUGUGCUGCCGUGUUUGCAAUAGAGACCAGUCUUGUCUUCAAACUUGCAAACUGAAAUAUGCAGGCAAGGAAAUAAAGAAAGAGCAGGCUAUUUUGAAGUGGUGAACAUCCUUCACAUAUGUUUUACACUAUUUCUUUUUUGCAUUGGGGGCUGGCCAUGAACUUGCCCUGUACCCGUAAGCUUCCUUCCUUCCCAAGUGCAUGAAGGGAGCUCAGUGUAGGAAAUGGUAGUGGAACACAAGAUCCUCAUCUGGCAGGUUGACAUCCAUAAAAUGUUGGAUAUCUCAGCCUUGAGCAUUACUGAAUGAAGCAAUCUACGCGUUUGAUAAGGAAAGCCUUUUGACCAGUGUUUUGCUACAGUGCUGUAUUCUCUGCCCGAGUUUGGCAGGGCAUUUUGUGCAUGUGCAAGAUGUGUGUUGGUCUUAACUGCUGAUCUGCACAAAAACACAUGUAGAAGAGUCGCAGUGAAGGUAGUGUGCACAUGGUGUGCCUUGAGUUGUGUGCCAACUGUGGCCAUAAGUACGAUGUUUGUCAGUAGCAUUCACGAAAUGGUAAAUUCCCUGAAGCUUUGGUUCAGAUGAGCUUUUCACACUGGCUUUGACACACAUUGGAGACAGAGUAACUUGCCAGUGAAUUGUGUUUCAUUGUACUUCUGAUAUAUAAUUUAUUUUCACUAAAUGGAGUUCUGCAGAAGUCCAUGAAGUGGAAGUAGAUUGAGAAAGGAAAAUAUGCCUGCCACCUGACUUAAACAGAGUGCUACAAAAGGAACCAGCUUGGUUUCCUGUAAAGCAAACACUGUAGUUGACAAAAAUCAGCCUGGGAUGUGAAUUCUGCCUGGGGCCACCACAUCAGAGCAGCUCCUCCACUUUUCAGAUUCUGUAGAACUUAUUUGGUUAAUAUAACACUUCAAUCUUCCAGUGUUGAUUGAUCUGGCUUAGCACUACCAUCUGCUAGCCUUCUGGAUAGCUCAGUUGGCAGAGUGACUGCACCGCCCUGGCAAUGGUCCUGGGUGUGAUUCCCGGAUGAGGAUCAAUAUUGUUCAACUACCAAAUUUGGUUUUCAAGAAACUAAGCUGGUUUAAACUUGUAGCAUUCUGCUACAGUCGGAUGGAAGGUAAUUUAUUUUGUGACUACUGCACAUAGCACUAAGUAAACUUAAUUUCAGUGCAAUGUGACAUAUUAUCAUUUUCUCCUUUUACUUCUUUGUGCCUGUUGUGGGUGUUGUAAAUUUUCUGGGCUGACUGAGAUUUUGUUAAUGUGUGUAGGUGCAGUGCACACUGCAUCAAGGUUUUUUUGUUAUGUAGCUGCCAAGGAAAUUGGGAAUGAAAGCUAGUUACCUUAUUUUUGUCUCGGUAUUGCCUGCAGUCAUGUGUCAGUAUGAUAGGUAAUUGCACAUGUAAUGUUAAAUAAUUUUUUUUUUUGUUUUUGUGUGUGUGUUAAAAGGGUCCUGCAACACCUUUUCUUCAAAAUUGAAAACACGUCCGAGUGAGUGCGAUGCCUUUCAUGAAUAUAUCCCAACAAUUUUUUUGAAGUACCUAAUAAUAAAAGAGAUAUAAAGAGCGUAGUGUUUGCUUUCCUCAUUCCUCCUUGACAUGUUUCCGCUGAACUCGACUGGCAUCGAUAAGAAUGCCCUGCCUUUCCUACAUUUCUUUUUUCUAUGGUGCACUUAUGGUAACCUUUCAAGGUGGUGUCCGACAAAGGUGCCAGGUAGCUACAAUGGAGUGUCAACAUCAUGGGCGGGACUCAUUUACAACCACUGCUUCAAUGUUUGCUUAAAAAUUGGAGGGGUGUGCACGCAUGUGCAAGCUUUCGCUCGGGAGCAACUCGUGAUCAAGAACGAUUGCUCAAUGCCUGGCAUCUAUGGGCUGUCGCGCGGGUCUAUGACAUCAUGUGGAGCAUAAUAGAGGGCGACCUCAAAAGCCGCAGAAGAGAGCAAUCUUUUAUACCAAAUUGUGGGCUCCCUGCUACAUGCAGCGAAUAAAUAUUUGGCUCGCAUGUUCAUAGCAGCAUUGCCUACAGAUCACUAAAAUUUUCUUAGCAGUUAAAAAAGUGUUGCAGUGCCCCUUUAACAUUAGGAGAGGAAGAAAUGCCUGUGAAGUUUGUGUACUCUGAGGGAGUGACAUAAUAAAGUGUUUUUGAUUGCUUCAAA